This is a messenger RNA of Apis laboriosa (Himalayan honeybee), 880 nucleotides long. RefSeq names its product ribosomal RNA processing protein 36 homolog. The coding region runs from base 83 to 778 and encodes 231 amino acids. The record is from RefSeq and is a predicted model, not a curated record. Gene Ontology annotation, cellular component: 90S preribosome; nucleolus. Lineage: Eukaryota; Metazoa; Arthropoda; Insecta; Hymenoptera; Apidae. Gene Ontology annotation, biological process: maturation of SSU-rRNA from tricistronic rRNA transcript (SSU-rRNA, 5.8S rRNA, LSU-rRNA). The transcript is spliced from 3 exons.
AAAAUAUGGCGGUCCUGUGGAUGUUUCGACAGAAAGCAAACAAAAAGAUUAUUUAUUUUUCUGAUAUUUUUCGUUAUUUAAUAUGAGUGAUGAAGAAGAUGUUCUUCUCAACGAAGAUAAAGAUCAGGAUCAAAUUAGGGCGGAACUUUCACAAAUGAGUUUUGAAAAUUUACAAAAACUCAAAGAAAAAUUAGGUAGUAAAAUAUAUAAAGAAACGUUGUUUGGUCCACGAAAAGUUAAAAAAAUUAAUUUCAAACGGGAAAAUAAAAAUAGACCUCGUGAAGAAUCUGCAAAAAAACCUGUUUCUCGAUUUAAAGAAAUAAUACAUGUGAAAAAAAAUAUUCCAAGAGAUCCUCGAUUUGAUAGUUUGUGUGGUACAUUUGAUCAAAAGCGUUUCAAAAAAGCUUAUGGAUUUAUUACAGAAAUGAAAGAAAAUGAUUUAAAAGAAUUGAGAAAGCAAUUAAAGGAUACUAAAGAUCCAAAAAAGAUAAAAAAAAUUAAAUAUCUUAUUCAACGAUUGGAAAAUCAAUUACACGAAGAGAAAAGAAAACAGGAAGAGGAAGAAAAAAAAUAUCAAGAAAAGAAAGAGGUUAUUGAGAUUAUCAGACGUGGUGAAAAACCUGUAUUUAAAAAGAAAUCGGAAAAACGAUUUUUGAAUCUAGUUUCUCAAUAUGAGGAAUUGAAAAAUAAAGGUAAAUUGAAGAAACACAUUCAACGAUUACGUAAAAAAAAUCUACAUAGGGAUAGACAAAAAUUGACAACAGCAGAACUUGAAUGAAAGAACACAAAAGUAUUUGUGUGAAAUUAAAAUUUAUACAAAUGAAAUAUGAUUGGAAUAAUUACAGAUAUAUAAGCAUAAUAAAUGCUACAACAAUUAAAA